Molecule: messenger RNA, 1263 nt
Organism: Cyphellophora attinorum
Lineage: Eukaryota; Fungi; Ascomycota; Eurotiomycetes; Chaetothyriales; Cyphellophoraceae
Product: putative exopolyphosphatase
Exons: 1
Coding region: 1-1263 (420 amino acids)
Cellular component (GO): cytoplasm
Molecular function (GO): exopolyphosphatase activity
Source: RefSeq, a predicted model, not a curated record
AUGCCAUUCAAUGGCAUAGAAACCGGGGUUGGACAUUUCAGUGAAUGGAGCCGGGCAACUAAGAAGGAGUUCUUAAUUGACUGGGAAGCAGGACGAGCUUCGGAAUGGAUAUUCGUCCAAGGCAACGAAGGCGGCGACCUUGACAGCAUGACCGCGGCACUGACUUGGGCUUAUCAUCUGGAGCACUCUACAAUGAACACAUCGAACCCCAAGAAAGCCAUUGCUCUGCUACAGACCCCUACGGAUGCACUGGAUCUCCGGCCGGAGAACAAGCUAGCUCUUGACAAGUCGCAGAUGAGUACGGGACAUAGCGACCUCCUGACCCUUGAUGAGCUUCCGGAGGACCCAGAGAACUUGGCCCGCGAGAUCCAAGGCAUCAUACUGGUCGACCAUCCAGCUCCCGUGAGGAAGUGGCGUGACGCCCCUAUUCUCUCGAUCUUCGAUCACCACGUCGAUAGCGGCGCGGGCCCAGAUGCCAAGCCACGUAUCUUCGAAAAAGUGGCAAGCUGCACGACCAUCGUAGCCCGUCAAAUGCUCGACGAGCUUGAAGCCCUACCAGAGGAGUAUCACAUGCCGCAUGAGCUCCUCGAGCUGAUCUUGGGUGCCAUCGCCAUUGACUCGAAGGGCUUGGAAGAAGGCACAGACGAGGACGUCAAGACGGCGAAAAGGAUUUUCAAGCGCAGCAACUGGCGGGACCGCGAUUUCGAUCACCAAAUCGAGAAGCUCACCAAGGAGCUAAAGGACGCCAAGAAGGACCUUGAUGCAAUGACUGUGCGCGACCUUCUUCGCAGAGACUUCAAGAGUGAUUUGGUCGACACGCCAUCACCUCGUACACCGACUGUGAACGUUGGAUUUGCUUCGAUUCCAUUCUCUCUUGACGAGCAGAUCAAAAAGACGGAAUUUGGGGCUCUAUUCGACUGGUUUGCCAUCGAAGCAGCUUGGACUGCGCAGAUUGGCAUCGACAUCAGCGUUGCGUUGAAUAAGCACAAGAUCAAGGACAAGGAUGGGAAGAAGAAGAAGGUUCGAGAGAUCGUUCUCAAUGUGCGCAGCGAUGUGCGGAUUGAUGAAGAACAGGCUGAUGAUCUGUUCCGUACCGUCUACAAAGCUAUUGAGGAAAGUAAGGAGCUCAAUGUCAACUUGAAAAAAUGGCACCGGGCGGAUGAGCUUGGGAAGAGACAGAUGGUGUGGACGCAUGAGAAUGAAGAUGCAGGGAGGAAGAUCGUUCGGCCGAUCAUUGAAAAGGCUGUGAUGGCGUGGAAGUAG